This is a messenger RNA of Arabidopsis lyrata subsp. lyrata, 2127 nucleotides long. RefSeq names its product laccase-8. Lineage: Eukaryota; Viridiplantae; Streptophyta; Magnoliopsida; Brassicales; Brassicaceae. Bases 195 to 1949 code for a protein of 584 amino acids. Gene Ontology annotation, biological process: lignin catabolic process. The transcript has 6 exons. The record is from RefSeq and is a predicted model, not a curated record. Gene Ontology annotation, molecular function: copper ion binding; hydroquinone:oxygen oxidoreductase activity. Gene Ontology annotation, cellular component: apoplast.
UGGGCAAUCGUGUUGAGAUUGCCAUUUCUGGCAGAUUAAUAAUUGAAUAGUAAUAUAAUAUAAUAGUUUCGUAAAGUUUUUAUUAAAACUUCGGCCCAUCUCUCUCCAUUAGUUCCUUCUAUAAAUACGUGUACGAGUCUCUCAUAAAGUCAUAAGUGGGGCAAAUUAUCAUUUUUCACUUCCUCGCAUCAACAAUGCCUCGACUUCAUCAUUAUCUCCCAAAUCAAGCCUUCCUCGUCCUUCUUCUCUUCUCUUCCAUUGCCUCAGCAGCUAUUGUCGAACAUGUUCUCCACGUCCAAGACGUGGUGGUGAAACCGUUAUGCAAGGAGCAAAUAAUACCGGCAGCUAACGGAAGUCUUCCCGGCCCAACGAUAAACGUUAGAGAAGGCGACACUCUUGUGGUUAAUGUCAUUAACAACUCAACUUACAAUGUAACCAUCCACUGGCAUGGAGUUUUUCAGCUGAAGAGCACAUGGAUGGACGGUGCGAAUAUGAUAACUCAAUGUCCGAUUCAACCAAGUAACAACUUCACAUAUCAAUUCGAUAUCACCGGACAAGAAGGUACAUUGUUGUGGCACGCACACGUCGUUAAUCUACGUGCCACUCUUCACGGGGCUCUAGUCAUCCGUCCCCGAUCCGGCCGUCCUUACCCUUUUCCUAAACCCUACAAGGAAGUUCCUAUCAUUUUUCAACAAUGGUGGGACACAGACGUUAGACUUCUCCAAUUACGGCCAGCUCCGGUUUCUGAUGCUUACCUCAUCAAUGGCCUCGCCGGAGAUUCAUAUCCUUGCUCUACGAAUAGAAUGUUUAACCUCAAAGUUGUACAAGGAAAAACAUACUUGCUAAGGAUUAUAAACGCAGCACUCAACACUCACCUCUUCUUCAAAAUAGCCAAUCACAACGUCACAGUUGUCGCUGCAGAUGCUGUUUACACGACGCCGUAUCUCACCGAUGUGAUGAUCUUAACGCCGGGACAAACCGUUGACGUACUUCUCACCGCUGACCAGCCCAUUGGAAAGUACUACAUGGCCACCGUCCCUUACAUUAGUGCCAUCGGGAUACCAACCCCCGACAUCAAACCCACCAGAGGAUUAAUCGUCUACGAGGGUGCCACGUCAUCAUCAUCGCCAGUGAAGCCGUUGAUGCCUGCUACGACUGACAUAGCCACCUCUCAUAGGUUCUCCUCGAACAUCACUAGCCUCGUGGGUGGACCACACUGGAAGCCAGUGCCUCGUCACGUGGACGAGAAGAUGUUCAUAACCAUGGGGCUUGGCUUAGACCCAUGUCCUUCGGGUACCAAGUGUAUUGGACCGUUGGGUCAAAGGUAUGCUGGAUCUCUCAACAACCGCACUUUUAUGAUUCCGGAGAGAAUCUCUAUGCAAGAGGCUUAUUUUUACAACAUUAGUGGAGUCUACACCGAAGAUUUUCCCGACCAACCACCGGUUAAAUUUGAUUACACAAAAUUCCAACAGCGUACGAAUUCUGACAUGAAGAUGAUGUUUCCGGAAAGAAAGACUAGCGUCAAAACAAUUAGAUUUAAUUCAACAGUCGAGAUUGUUUUGCAAAACACGGCUAUUCUCUCCCCGGAGAGCCACCCCAUGCACCUUCACGGCUUCAACUUCUAUGUUUUGGGUUAUGGAUUUGGUAACUAUGAUCCUAUUCGUGAUGCAAGAAAGCUAAAUCUAUUUAACCCACAGAUGCACAAUACCGUUGGUGUACCACCAGGUGGAUGGGUUGUCCUCAGAUUUAUCGCUAAUAAUCCUGGUGUAUGGCUGUUCCAUUGUCACAUGGAUGCACAUUUACCAUACGGGAUUAUGAAUGCUUUCAUAGUUCAAAAUGGGCCAACUCCGGAAACGAGCUUGCCAUCUCCACCGUCGAAUCUUCCGCAAUGCACUCGUGAUCCUACGAUCUAUGACUCUCGGACGACUAACACUGAUUUGUCUUACUAAAAGCAACUAGGUUCGUUGUUCCAUUUUUAAAGAAAAAAAUACAUUUACUAUUGACUAUCAGUCGUAGUCAUUAUUUCCACAUUUUUGGAAAUCAUUGUUUCUUAAAAUUCAGUAUUCUUCUUGUAUUAAUAUAUGAAAAUUUUUGGUCACCAGUGCAAUACUACAAUGCUUGAACUGA